AUGAAGCACCUCCUCCUCCCCUCCCAGCUCCCUCUCCUCCUCCACGGCCGCGCCUCCAAGCCCCUACUCCUCCACGCCCGCCAGCGCCACCGCCACGCCCCAAGCGCGGCACCCGACGGCAACUCCGGCGACACCUCCACGGCCGAGUCCGAGCCGCCUCCCACGAACACCCAGCCCAGCCCGCCACCCUCCGCGCCUCCGUCCGCCAACUCCGGCACCACCAGCGUCAAGACCCGCCUCCGGUCGAGGAACCAGGCCCGCCGCGUCCAGGAGCCGUACCUGCCCCCGGUGGAGGUGAAGAUGAUGAGGGGCAAGGGCAAGGCGAACGCUUCCGCGGCGCCGAGGAGGGAGAAGGAGAAGCGGAAGAAGACGUGGGACGAGAUGAGUCUCGGCGAGAAGGCCUACGAGCUGUACGUCGGGGAGAAGGGCGCCCUCUUCUGGCUCAACAAGUUCGCCUACGCCUCCAUCUUCAUCAUGGCCGGCGCCUGGAUCCUGUUCCGCUUCGUCGGGCCCGCCACCGGGCUCUACCAGCUCGACGCGCCGCCGCUGGCGCCCACGGACGUCCUGCGCGGCUCCUAG
Molecule: messenger RNA, 579 nt
Organism: Triticum turgidum subsp. durum (durum wheat)
Lineage: Eukaryota; Viridiplantae; Streptophyta; Magnoliopsida; Poales; Poaceae
Source: the annotation of a GenBank genome assembly